AUGGCAACAAGUGGACGUACCGUAACACUGCAAAGUAGCGAUUUGAUGCAAUUUGUAGUAGACCGAGAGAUUGCGAAGAACUCUGGAGUAGUCAAGAACCUUUUGGAGGAUUUCAGUGAAGAUAACCCAACGAUCCCAUUCAUGAACGUCCGAGGGAAAAUACUCGAGAAGGUCAUUGAGUUCAUGACAUACCAUCACAAUCACUCAUUUUUACUUGGAGAUGACAAGGAGAAGGAUUCGACUGCUAUUGAGCCAUGGGACAAAAACUUCUGUAACGUCGACCAAGCGACUCUCUUUGAAUUGCUCCAAGCAGCUAACUUCAUGGACGUCAAAGGGUUGUUGGACGUCACUUGCAAGACUGUUGCGAAUAUGAUCAGAGGGAAAACACCGGAAGAGAUCCGAAAAACAUUUGGUAUUGUCAACGACUUCACUCCAGAAGAGGAGGAACAAAUCAGAAAGGAAAACUUGUGGUGCGAGGAGCUUAAGUAA
Messenger RNA from Entamoeba invadens IP1, 489 nucleotides. Its product is annotated as glycoprotein FP21 precursor, putative. The record is from RefSeq and is a predicted model, not a curated record. Gene Ontology annotation, cellular component: nucleus; cytoplasm. The coding region runs from base 1 to 489 and encodes 162 amino acids. Gene Ontology annotation, molecular function: cullin family protein binding. NCBI's taxonomy places the organism in Eukaryota, Evosea, Mastigamoebida, Endamoebidae. Gene Ontology annotation, biological process: SCF-dependent proteasomal ubiquitin-dependent protein catabolic process. The transcript has a single exon.